This is a messenger RNA of Aspergillus calidoustus, 1383 nucleotides long. The record is from the annotation of a GenBank genome assembly. NCBI's taxonomy places the organism in Eukaryota, Fungi, Ascomycota, Eurotiomycetes, Eurotiales, Aspergillaceae.
AUGAAGGCAUCUCUCCUCUUUUCUUUUCUUUCUGCUGCAUCUGCAUCAGUCCUCGUCAGCGACCCCAGUGACAUUAUCCCGGCGUCACAGUGGGCUUCUGACAACGCAAUCAAAGCGGAUUACCACGUCCCCGUCAUUUAUUACCAGACAACUGCCAACGUCGCCCCAUACACUGUGAAAAACCACCAGCAUAAGUCGUUUAAAAACGCAGUCUUAAGAACCGACAGCAAUGACACGAGCGUGGUGAUUGCCACAGAAGGAGCCAUUGUUGAUAUUAGCGACACCGAGAUCAUCAAGUUCGGAUACUCUAGUAAUCUUGUCCAGGCCAGCUUCUUUGGGCUGAACUCUGCUGUUCUUGCGGCCAAUGGAAGUGAAAUUCACCUUUCAGAUGUCAACAUCACCACUCACAACGGUGCGGCCAAUGUCUAUGCCUAUGGGUCAGAUACGGUUAUCGACAUAGAGAAUCUCUGGAUGUAUAGCUCCGGGCCUACAUCACAUGCCUUGUACGCGAGUGGCAAUGGCACCAUCAAAGCGAGAAAUGUGCAGACCUAUAGCGGUGGAAAUCGCUGCUCAGCAUUUUCCGGUGAUAGUCCGGCGGGCUAUGUCUAUAUUCAUGACUCAGUGGCCCACACCACAGGGAUUGGAUCCGCAGUGGGGUUUGUUUUGGGAGAGAUGAAUCUGACGAAUGUGGUCGGUACUGCCACCAAUUCGCCUGCAUUUUUCAGCAUCGGUAAUUCAGUGGGAUCCUGUACCAACUGCGAAAUGGAAGGUGGGCUUCUUGCUGGCCUUUUCAUCUUCGGGUUAGAUAAAUCUGGUGGUGCCAACUCCUUCUACCUAGACCAUACCAAGGUGACAGUCACCGAUGAGACUGCCCCUGCUCUCUGGUUCGGUGCCAUCACUGCAGAAGUCCACAUGCGAUACACCGAAUUUGAAACCCCAUCCGGCAUCCUGGCAGUGGCGAAUUACUCGACUGUCACUGAAGAGUUUAAUUUCUAUGCCGGAUAUGACGAUGCCCCCUCCGCAAUUAACACGGCUGAUGCUCGGGUGUUUGUAGAGCAGAGCACUCUCACCGGCGACCUCGUUGCCUACAACGGCAGCACAUUGGGCCUGCACUUCGCCGAUCACUCAUUCUGGACGGGCAAGGCUUACAUUGGAUAUGGAGAUGCUGAGUUAGGAGUGACCCUGGAUGCAUCCAGCACCUGGAAUGUCACGGGCAAUACGGAGCUACAAAACUUGACCAACGCUGAUAGUACGUUCUCCAACGUCCGGAGCAAUGGCUUUUCGAUCAAAUAUAAUGCCAGUGCACCAGCCAACCGCCCGUUGCGGGGUCGAACGUUCAAGCUUCAGGGAGGAGGGAAGGUCUCUCCAAUUUCCAGAAAGUGA